This is a messenger RNA of Dermacentor silvarum, 1473 nucleotides long. RefSeq lists its product as uncharacterized. NCBI's taxonomy places the organism in Eukaryota, Metazoa, Arthropoda, Arachnida, Ixodida, Ixodidae. Gene Ontology annotation, molecular function: RNA-DNA hybrid ribonuclease activity; nucleic acid binding. The transcript has a single exon. The record is from RefSeq and is a predicted model, not a curated record. Bases 1 to 1473 code for a protein of 490 amino acids.
AUGAAAGUGCGCUAUCUCGGCCUCAUCGUGGACCACCGGCUCAAGUGGCAGCCGGCAGUGGCUGCCCUGCGCAAGGGAACCAAACGGGUGGCGAGUGCCGCGCGCACCCUCUUGGCCCGCGGUCAGGGCUGCUCCCCCACCUUGGCACUGCGACUCUACAAUUCGGUGGCCUCGGCGAGAUUACUGUACGGCCUGCCGCUCGCUGACCUCAGCCCAGCGAAGUGGGAGGCACUGGAUAUGGAUCACCGAGCCGUUGUUCGACAACUCCUGUGCCUCCCACACACGUCACCAGUGGGCGCCACACUCGCCGAGGCUGGCGAGACCCCUAUCUCCCUGCGCGCCGUGGGGAGGGCGCUGGGCCACGUUGAGCGACUGCAUCGUUCGUCACACGGGCAGCAGCUGAUUGACCGGUUUCGUUCCCUGCCCAACUCCGGCAUGGGGCGCCGCGUCGUCGAGUUCGCCAGCCUUGUCGGCGCGGGACCGUCGUGUGCGUGGCUGCCGCCCCCUCCGCAUCGCCGCCGCCGUCUAGACAUUCGCAUCACCGUGCCUGGGGUCCGGGGAAAGCGCAACACCGCCGCCUGCGCCCUGCGACAGGAGACGGCCGCGGUGAUCGAGGAGCAGCUCGCCGGCCGCGUGCUGGUGUACACUGACGGCUCUGUACUCCGGGACGGCGCGGCUUCGGCGGCGUGCGUUGCCCCCGAGCUCUCGGCGCAGUUCCAGUGCCGUGUCCUGUGUGCUGUGUCGUCAACGCAUGCCGAGCUGGCCGCCAUUGACCUGGCUGCCGAGCUGCUGCUCCAGCUUCCUGUUCAGCGAGCGGCCGUCCUGACGGACUCACGAGCGGCGCUCUCCAUUCUGGCCGGAGAAGAUCACGGCCCCACGCUCGCUCGCCGGCUCCGGUGCAAGCUUGACGGCGUUUGCGAGCGGGGAUGCGACCUCGUGUUCCAGUGGGUGCCUUCUCACAUUGGCCUGCAGGGAAACGAGGAAGCAGACCGGCUCGCAAAGGAGGCCCAUUCCUCGUCGGUCCCGUUGUCGCGGUUCGUGACGCGGUUUGACGUCGCCCGCCACUCCGUGGCCGGCUAUGUGAGGACGCAGCACCCCGACCCUCGCGUCGCCGGCGGCAUUCCCCCCAGGUUGCUGCCCCGCAGAGGCCUGAGCCGGCGAGACCGCGCUCUCAUCCUGCGACUCCGCAUCGGCUGCGCCCGGACGGCCGAAAGGUUGCAUCGGCUGACGGGUGAGGGCUCGCCGUCCUGUGGGGAGUGCGCCGACGUCGAGACGGUUGAGCACGCCCUCCUCCAGUGCCCCGCGCGUGCAUCGGAGCGCGACGCACUUGUCGCGGCAUACCAUCGCCUCGGGUUGCCCGCGGAUACCACACGGCAACUCCUGUUCCCAGCCACACACCCCUCCAUUGCCAGACACGCCUUCGCGUCGUUACUUGUUUUCUUGGAGGAUGCCGACCUGCGCUCUCGGCUGUGA